Trichechus manatus latirostris (Florida manatee) is the source of this 2949-nucleotide messenger RNA. RefSeq names its product storkhead box 1 (gene STOX1). The record is from RefSeq and is a predicted model, not a curated record. Gene Ontology annotation, molecular function: RNA polymerase II transcription regulatory region sequence-specific DNA binding. Gene Ontology annotation, biological process: regulation of transcription by RNA polymerase II. Bases 1 to 2949 code for a protein of 982 amino acids. NCBI's taxonomy places the organism in Eukaryota, Metazoa, Chordata, Mammalia, Sirenia, Trichechidae. Gene Ontology annotation, cellular component: cytoplasm; nucleus. The transcript is spliced from 4 exons.
AUGGCCCGGCCCGUGCAGCUGGCACCCAGCUCGCUGGCGCUGGUGCUGAGCAGGCAGGGGCUGCAGGAGAGGGCGACCGAGGCUGGGGACACGGAGGAGCCCAGCGGGCGCGCGGUAUUCCGCGCCUUUUGCCGCGCCAACGCGCGCUGCUUCUGGAACGCGCGACUGGCGCGCGCCGCCUCGCGGCUGGCCUUCCAGGGCUGGUUGCGGCGCGGGGUGCUGCUGGUGCACGCGCCCCCCGCCAGCCUGCAGGUGUUGCGCGACGCUUGGCGGCGCCGGGCGCUGCGCCCGCCGCGCGGCUUCCGCAUCAGGGCAGUGGGUGAUGUCUUUCCAGUGCAAAUGAAUCUAAUAGCUCAAUCUCAGUUUAUACCUUUGGCUGAAGUUCUUUGCUGUGCUGUAUCUGAUAUGAAUGCAGCUCAGAUUGUAGUAACUCAGGAAUCACUGCUGGAGCAUUUGGUGAAACAUUACCCAGGUAUUGCAGUUCCAUCUCAAGAUAUUCUCUAUACCACUCUGGGAACUCUGAUUAAAGAAAGAAAGAUUUAUCACACUGGAGAAGGAUACUUCAUAGUUACUCCUCAGACUUACUUUAUCACAAAUAUAACCAACCAAGAAAAUAAGAAAGCCCUGUCAGAUGAAAGCCACCCAAUGCCAACUUCCAUUACAUAUCUGGUGAGCAUGGGCAGCUCUGCAGAAUUAGCCAAAGAAAAUGCUGCCUCCAUUUCCCAUUGUCAGUCUUGCCGAUGUUUUCCUGAUGUGUGCACUCAGGAUGUACAGGAGCCGCAAAUUGCUGCAGAUGUGAUUAGAAAAGGCCAGAAGGGUCUCAGGGAAUCCAAACCUUUGGUACAGAAUCAGGCAGUUUCAGUGUCUGAGGAGAAUCACGUCUGUGACAGGGCCAAACCUUUACCAUGUACAAAAGACAGAGAAAAAGGCAAGAAGUUUGGCUUUAGUCUUUUCUGGCGGAAUAUAUCCAGAAAAGAGAAACCUAAAACAGAGCACAGCAGUUUCUCCGCCCAGUUCCCACCUGAAGAAUGGCCUGUUCGAGAUGAAGAUAACUUGGACAAUAUCCCACGAGACAUUGAACAUGAGAUAAUCAAACGAAUUAACCCCAUUCUGACUGUUGACAACUUAAUCAAACACACUGUCCUGAUGCAAAAAUAUGAAGAACAGAAAAAGUAUAAUAGCCAGGGUACUUCCACUGAUAUGCAGAUAGGUAGGCACAAAUAUUCUUCAAAAGAGGGAGUUAAGAAAAGGCAGAGUCAGUCUGCAAAGCCUCGAAGGCAGGGUCAUUCUCAUAGACACAAAGGCAGGAUUCAGGCAAGUGAGCCUCAGCAAAGAAACAUUAAACAGGAGACGCACCCUAAGCUCCUUGCUACACAGCCCACCCCCAGAAGUAAAAGCCCACAUGAAGUAGUCCAGAAACCACUUGGUGAGAAUCCAGCAGGGCUAGGUUCCCAUGUGAUUUACAAAAGGCGAAUCAGCAAUCCCUUCCAGGGUUUGCCUCACCGAAGGAGCCCAAUGACCAAAGGUCACAAGAGUCAGAAGACCAGUGAUCUGAAACCUAGUCAGAGUGGACCAAAGGAAAGGACUUUCCAAAGAUCAGGGUCUUUAGAUGCCUCAAGAAUCUUCAACCACGAAACCAAACAGCCAUAUACAGAACAACGUAAAGAUAAACUGAAAGGAGAAUCAAUUUAUAGGAGUAAUUCUGUCAAACCUAUCAGAAAUCACCUCCCGGAUUCCCCGCAAGGUAGUGUUUUGAAAAUUGACAGUAAAUGCUGUUCCUUUAGGGAAGGCAUGUCGGGAUAUGAUGUGUAUGGUGGAGAAAAGGAGGUAAUCCCUGAAGGCUUGGGGAAAAGUCACCUUGAUAAAUUAGGGGAGACAAAAGAAGUGCAGCACACCCUGCCAUCACAAGAUCCCUCCUCUUUAGACCAAGCUUCCUCUGCGUGUGGACUAGUUGCUAAAACAAUACAACAGUUCCAAAAUCUUGGCCUUUUGGAUUACCCAGUUGGUGUAAACCAUUUGAGACAACCUGAGAGACAAAACAGAGACUCAGAGGAAGAACUAACGAGAAAGGCAUUUAUCCAGGACACAGAGACUGCUAAUCUAGAAAUUGAAGAGCCUUCUGACAAUGACCAGGCCUUGUAUGAAAAUGAAGUGGAAGAUGAUGAUGGUGCCUGCAGUUCAUUAUACCUAGAUGAUGAUGACUUUUCAGAGAAUGAUGACUUACGUCAAAUACUGCCUGCUCAUACUCAGUAUUCCUUUCCAGGUGGAAGUAAGUGGAAUCAUUUAGGAAAACAAAAGGUGGCUGAUAGAGCUCUGACUGAGUACAACAGCAGAAUACAUAGACUUGAGCCUCCAGUGCUUAAUGGCAAUGAGUGUUACAAACCCAGUGAGUUGCUCACUAACCCAAGUGAAAGCCAAAAACCUAAUCUCGCUACUGAAAGCUGUGGCCUUAAUUCAGGGACCAAGUUUGCUUUUAAUUAUGAGGAGGAACCCAGUGUUGUUGAAUGUGUACAGGCCUCAGCGCUUGCUGAUGGAAGUAUAUUUGAUUACUAUAGCACAAGGAAAGCCAGUUCUGAGGCUGAAACCCUGCAAGACUCUGUUGGUGACAUAGGAAACAAACCAGCUACCUGGAGUCAGAAUCCUCAGAAUCAGGAAAUGAAAAAACAUUUCAAACAGAAGUUAGAACUCUUCAGUUCUUCACAUAUGCCAGUGUUGUCUCAGGCUAUCCAACAGGAACACAGUCACUUGGAAGGAACAGAAAAUCAUAGCAUGGCAGGAGAUAGUGGAAUAGAUUCUCCUCGGACACAGAGUCUGGCAUCUAAUAAUUCAGUCAUUUUGGAUGGACUAAAAAGAAGACCGAAUUUUCUGCAGAACCUUGAAGGCACAAAGAGCAGUCAAGCAAUCACACCCAAUUCCUUACUACAACUAACUCCAGUCAUAAAUGUUUGA